This is a messenger RNA of Oncorhynchus nerka (sockeye salmon), 2418 nucleotides long. RefSeq lists its product as uncharacterized. The transcript is spliced from 4 exons. Gene Ontology annotation, cellular component: nucleoplasm. The record is from RefSeq and is a predicted model, not a curated record. The coding region runs from base 171 to 1187 and encodes 338 amino acids. Lineage: Eukaryota; Metazoa; Chordata; Actinopteri; Salmoniformes; Salmonidae.
GUGUGCGCGCGCGCGUGCACCAGACACAUGCCUGGGGUCAAGGUUAGUGGAGGUUUAAAGUUAUUACUCAGAGGGCAUUUUAUGUGUUAUUUUAGAAAGUUAUACCAAACAGUGCAUUGCAACACUGGCCAUGCCUUCUUCCCUAUCUCCCUCCCAAGUAGAGACUAGAGAUGUCCUCUGUGUGGCAACAGGAGCCGGUAGUGUACUCCCCCAGUGUAGAGAUCGAUUCCAGCACCGUGAGGAGGAAGACCCGGGUGGGUUCCUCACAGCACUGGCUAAAGCAGGAGCAUGACCUGGAAGUUGUCAAGUGGGAGAGCAUGACCUCUGGGGCAACUAGCGAUGUGGAGCAGGACAACACACCCAGCAGUGCUGUAUCCACGGCCUCCCAGCCUGAGGGCAGCCUGCCUCCCCGGGUCAUGCUGACCAUCACCAAGCUGCAGUGCAUGCUGGAAGGUAAACAGGAGCGCAUUGCUGCCCUGGAGAGACAGGUGGAGGACCUGCAGCAGGACAGGAAGUUCCUCAGGAGCCAGAUUGAGAACCUGACCAGCCAGCGCUCUGUCCCAACCUUCACUACCACCGCCACUUCAGCCGCUGAAGCACCUAAAGUGGGGAAGUCUCUGUAUUCCGAACCCAAACCCCGGAAGAGAGAGAGGGUUGCAUCCUCCAGCUCUUCCUUCAGUAAUGAAAGUGGCUCAGAAAUGUCUGUCUCCACCGUUAUGUCCGGAGCCUCGAGCGACCACAAGAAGCGGAGACACCACAAGGACCGGAGGAGAGGAAAGAAAGGGAAAGACUACAGCAGGAAGAGAGCCACUGGCGUCCAGUACGUGAUCCACCGCUACAAACAAGUCCUCUCGGCCUUCAUCAAGAAGAAGAGCAUGAGUGGCGCUUUCCGUCACUACGGCAUCGACAGGAACACCAUUGCCAACACGGCGUCCAUCGCUGAGCUCUACCUGGCAGCCAAGGAAACCCUGCCGCUGGUGGGGAUGUUCCGCCCACGAGAGGAGACCCUGGUGAGCUACGCCCAGAAGUGUGCCCUAGUCAUUGAGACUGACGUGGCGCUAGCCAGGAAGAUUGAGCAGAUGAAAGCCACAGGGGAGCUCCUGCCCAUCACUGUGAAAAAGGCUAGGGUCAUGCACUCUGCUCACCAACAGCUAGGGGGCACCGCCGAGAGCCUGUUAAUGGGCUGAUGAUGUAGCUAGGGGGCUUUGAGGGGUGAGUUGGACUGGAAGUGAAGAACAAUUGUUUGACAGAUUGGAGACAUAUUUAAUUUAAAAUUGGGGUCCUGGGUUGAUAUAAUCACAUGAGAAAGAUUUCUCUGCCUCUAUUUAUUGCAAUGUAACUAUUAGUGUAUCUAGAAUGCCUUCUUUAAAAGUAAUGAUUGUUUUUCUAUCGUUUUUUGAUAUCGUAUGAAUAAAAAAUUCAACAGGUUUAAGCGGGGACAUUUCACACAUGUUCCCAGAAGACCAUGUCUUUUUGCUUAGGAAUUUUCCUCACUCAAUAAUUGCCAUUCAUUCAUAGUGGUCUGUGCUGAACAAACACGGUACAAAACAAACACAGUACAGAACAAACAUGGUACUGAACAGACACGGUAGCAGCUAGCCAUAGCCACAGAAUGGGGUUUCCCUGUAGCAUACAUGACUUACACCAGUAGAAGUAGUGACUUUUGUUGGACAGUGUUUUUCCCUGGAAGUAUCCCUCUAUAUUUGACUUCAUGUUGAUAAUAACUCAUCUGAAGAUUCCAUGUUGCUGCCCUUUCCCUUGCAGACCCAAGGACAAAUAGACAGUAAACUCAUUGUGAUGGUCAGAAAUGACACAUAGCUGAAUGGUUAUCUUCGACAGAGACUUGAAAUAUGUGAUGAGAAACAUCCACCAGAUGGCACUGCACUCACUUCAAUGGAUGUUUACACCACUACUUCUGUACAUUUUCCAGGAGUAUUUUUCCAAAAUGGUGGACACUAUGUCUGCUUCCAGAGAGCACUUUGAUAUUAUUUUAUUUCUUGCACCUAAGUAUUUAUUUGGUUUGAUAUUUUGAAAACCACACAGUUGGUAUGUGUAUACUGAUGCAUUUGGAACAUGCUGCCAUUUUUAGGGCUGUGAUUUACACAUUUACUUAGCUUAGUAAAAUAUUGCGGUUUUUAGGUGUUUUAACUCACAACCUUCAGAAUUUAGGAGAAUAAAAUAGAAUACCUGCUAUUAAUUGAUGGUGUGAACAAGCGUUGAACUACUGCUAGUCCUACCUAGGGAUGGGAUAUCCAAUGUACUGUUGUGAAUUAUAAUUGCUAAUAUGGACAAUUCUUCUGUUGACACUGGGCUAUAUUCACUUUUUGUUUCAAGUUUGUUCACUUAUCUCUCAAACUAUGAUUCUUCAAAACAUAUUUUACUUCUUUGAAUGGUUUGAGAAAUAAAGCUUUUAGCAAU